Molecule: messenger RNA, 771 nt
Organism: Prorocentrum cordatum
Lineage: Eukaryota; Dinophyceae; Prorocentrales; Prorocentraceae
Source: the annotation of a GenBank genome assembly
AUUCGUGCGGUCUGCUGAUGCAGCCCUGCUGGUUUCUGCGGGCCGCCGCCGCGGGCUGAGGCGGCCCGGGCACCCGUCUGGCAGGUCGACGCCACGAAACCCACGGCCUCGCGCAGCGUGUCGGCGGAGAUAUUCGUGAUGUGCAUCGGCUUCAAGGCCGGGAAAAUCGAGCCGAAGUUCUUCGACCCGAAGUGGGUAUUCAUGGAGACAGUCGAGCAGCCGGAAGACAAGGAGAAAAAGAGCACCGCUGCCACCCUGACAGAGCAUUUCAAGAACGCGAAGAAGAAACACCGCAGCGGGUAUGAAGAAGGCGCACUCAACCAGGUAGUGGCCGCGCACGACUUCGUCGCGUCGGCUUCCCCGGCCGAGGUGCUGAUCACUAGCCACAGGAUCAACCUGGACGCCACUGGCUCCGAAGAACUGGCAGCUCAUCCCACGACUACGAGCGAUAUUCGCGAGUUCUGCCAGGACCUCAAGGUAUGCGGCAAGGCCGAACUGAGCGCCCUGCUGAAGUGGCGGAUGAAGAUCGUCCGGGAGCGCGAGCGCGCGCAGCGGGCGGAGCAGAAGGCGAAGGACAAGCAGGCCCUCGCCGUGAGGAGCUCGGGCGCUCCGGCGGCUGCCGGAGGGCCCGCGCCGGCAGAGGCCGCCGCCUCCGCCCCAUGCAAGGCCGCCGCCGCGGCGGCCGCGGCAGGCCAGGCUGCCGCCGCGGAGGCCGCGGGCGCGCUGCAGGGUGACGUGGACGACGCCAUCUCCGCACUGCUGGACGAAGGC